UGGCAGGGCCCUCUUCGCCUCCCGCCAGCCGUGGCUCAGGCUUUGCACCCGGCGGCUACUGAGAACUGUGGCGUCCGCGGAGCCAGCAGCGCAGGCGGAGAGAAGCGGAGCUGUCCGGCCCGGCGGUGGGCGAUGCCCCCGUGAGUCUCUGUCGCUGCCCGUCCCCGCCCCGCGUCCCUACCCCUUCGGAGUCCGAGCCCGCCAGGGGCCGGGCCGCGCCUACCGCCGGGUCCGCGGGGCGGGGUCCCAGGGCAGCACCUGCCUCGCCUUGCGGAGCCACUCCGCCAGCGGAGCCCCGCACCCGGCGUGGACCCCGGCCCCAUCUCGGGCUCUUUCCUUGCAGACCCUGUCAUCACAUUUCCUCCCCCUGGAAGCCUGCCCUGAUUGCCUCUGCCUCCUUUCCUGAAAGUUGCUAUCUCUGCAGAAGUGAAGCAUUGUGCAAAUGCCCUAGGGGCAUGCUGUGGAGAGGGCACAGCCCCCUGUGAUGCGGAACACCACACUCAGAUUCACCAGCUCGAAUUGCCUGAAGCUCUGCCACCCUGGGGACCAUGUUUAACGGGGAGCCUGGUCCAGCCUCAGCUGGGGCCUCCAGGAACGUGGUACGGAGUUCCAGCAUCAGCGGUGAGAUCUGUGGAUCCCAGCAAGCUGGGGGUGGGGCCGGGACCACCACGGCCAAGAAACGGCGAAGCAGCCUGGGUGCCAAGAUGGUGGCUAUCGUCGGCUUGACCCAGUGGAGCAAAAGCACCCUGCAGCUUCCCCAGCCUGAAGGGGCCACUAAGAAGCUGCGCAGCAACAUCCGACGGAGCACAGAGACUGGCAUUGCGGUGGAGAUGCGGAGCCGUGUCACACGCCAGGGCAGCCGGGAGUCUACCGAUGGAAGCACCAACAGCAACAGCUCCGAGGGCACCUUUAUUUUUCCCACUCGGCUUGGAGCUGAAAGCCAGUUCAGUGAUUUUCUGGAUGGCCUGGGACCAGCACAGAUUGUAGGGCGACAAACAUUGGCAACACCCCCCAUGGGAGACGUGCACAUUGGCAUCAUGGACCGGAGCGGCCAGCUGGAGGUGGAAGUGGUUGAAGCUCGGGGCUUGACCCCCAAACCGGGCUCCAAAUCCCUCCCAGCCACCUAUAUCAAGGCUUACCUGCUGGAGAACGGGGCAUGUGUAGCCAAGAAAAAAACAAAGGUGGCCAAGAAGACUUGUGAUCCCUUGUACCAGCAGGCUCUGCUCUUUGACGAGGGGCCCCAAGGCAAAGUUCUGCAGGUGAUCGUCUGGGGAGACUAUGGCCGAAUGGACCACAAAUGCUUCAUGGGUAUGGCCCAGAUCAUGUUGGAUGAGCUGGACCUGAACGCCGCUGUCACCGGCUGGUACAAACUCUUCCCUACAUCCUCUGUGGCUGACUCCACACUCGGAUCCCUGACCAGGCGCCUGUCCCAGUCCUCUUUGGAGAGUGCCACCAGCCCCUCCCCCUCGUGCUCCUAAGGACCUCCUCACUGAGGACAAAA
Messenger RNA from Phodopus roborovskii (desert hamster), 1501 nucleotides. RefSeq names its product regulating synaptic membrane exocytosis 3 (gene Rims3). Bases 549 to 1478 code for a protein of 309 amino acids. The record is from RefSeq and is a predicted model, not a curated record. The transcript has 8 exons. Gene Ontology annotation, biological process: regulation of membrane potential; calcium ion-regulated exocytosis of neurotransmitter; positive regulation of synaptic transmission. Gene Ontology annotation, molecular function: transmembrane transporter binding; small GTPase binding. NCBI's taxonomy places the organism in Eukaryota, Metazoa, Chordata, Mammalia, Rodentia, Cricetidae. Gene Ontology annotation, cellular component: cytoskeleton of presynaptic active zone; presynaptic membrane.